CCCGAGCGUACUACACAAAUCCACCCAAUAACCAUCAAUAAUGAGUGAUAUUAAUGAAAUUGGAAAGUAAUAAACAUUCACGGUGGAGCCUUCAUGCUUGGCAACUCACGCAUGGUCUCUAUCCCCCAAAUCGAGGACUGUCUAUCCCGGGGCUGGAUCGUAGUGGUCCCCAACCAUCGUCUCUGUCCUGGGGUGAAUAUCCUCGAGGGCCCGGUGGAGGAUUGUCGGGAUCUCCUGGAGUGGGUGUAUGAUGGGGGCCUGGAAGGGUUUUUACAUGAUCAAGGAGUGGAAUCGGUAUGCGUUGAUACAGAGAAGGUUAUGGCGUUCGGGACGAGUAGUGGAGGGUUUUUGGCGUUAAGUUUGGGCUACGAUGUCCCUAAACCACCCAAAGCAAUUCUCGAUUUCUACGGCGCGGUCCAUUUCAAACAUGCCUUCUGGACCACGCCCCUCCCGCAUGUAGCGGAGAAGUUACCCUCGGGUCUGUCCCCGGAGCUCAUUGACCGGGUUUAUGAGGAGGAUCCUGUCCCUACGGAUAGUUCUAUCUCACUCGAGGGCCAGACGGAGUCUGGACGGGCUAUGGGGCCGGACUUUUCGCGGCCGCGGGAUGCGUUUGCGUUUACGCAGAUUGCGAAUGGGCAGGUGUUGAGUGCUUGUUUCCCUGGGCAGGAUGUGAGGGAGAUUGAUCCUGUGUGCUGCGUUCGGGAAGGGUUUCCUGCUACGUGUGUUGUGCAUGGGGUUGAGGAUCGGAUGGUUCCGAUCUAUUUGAGUAGGGAGCUAGUGAGGGUUCUUGGGGAGAAAGGGGUGGAGUGUGAGAUGGUGGAGGUUCCGGGGGAAGAUCAUACGUUUGCGAUGGGGAUGGAGGUUGGGUCUAGGACUUGGGAGAUGCAGAGAAGGGGGUUUGAUUUCCUGGAGAGGAUUAUCGGACGAGAGUAGUUCUUAUUGGAUUGUUAUAGGGGUAGAGGAAAUGAGAUGUUGUAUUUG
Aspergillus pseudotamarii is the source of this 981-nucleotide messenger RNA. RefSeq lists its product as uncharacterized. The record is from RefSeq and is a predicted model, not a curated record. Gene Ontology annotation, biological process: proteolysis. Lineage: Eukaryota; Fungi; Ascomycota; Eurotiomycetes; Eurotiales; Aspergillaceae. Gene Ontology annotation, molecular function: serine-type peptidase activity. The transcript is spliced from 2 exons. The coding region runs from base 94 to 933 and encodes 279 amino acids.